Messenger RNA from Micromonas pusilla CCMP1545, 1086 nucleotides. RefSeq lists its product as uncharacterized. Lineage: Eukaryota; Viridiplantae; Chlorophyta; Mamiellophyceae; Mamiellales; Mamiellaceae. The transcript is spliced from 3 exons. Bases 10 to 996 code for a protein of 328 amino acids. The record is from RefSeq and is a predicted model, not a curated record.
CCCGCCACGAUGAAGACGUCGACGCGCUUCGCGCUCGUCCUCCUCGCGCUCCUCGCGCUCAUCUUCGCGCCCGCGGCCGCGCGCGCCGCGGACGCCGCGGUCGAACCCGCGACGACGCGACCGCCCGCGGACGCGCGCGCCCCGCGCCCGCUCGCGAAGCUUUGCGAAUCAUGCGAGGCGUUCGUCGAGAACGGCGAGGCGUUCCUCAACGACCCGGCGACGCAGGAGAAGUUCCAGGCGUACGCCGUGAAGGCGUGCGAGACCGCGGGGAAAGAUAAGAACAUGUGCGAACAACUCAUCGCGUCAGGGAUCCAGUCCGCGACGCAAUUCAUCAACGACAACGUCACGCCCCAAUCCGCGUGCGACGUCGCCGGUUUCUGCGCGCGUCACGACGCGUCCAAGGCGACGACGCCGAAGGAUCCGUCGCGAAUGUCGCGGUUUCUCUCGCGCGCCGUCGUCGCGCCUGCGCCGCCGCGGCCGGGGCCCGGCGCGGACUGCCUCAAGUGCAAGUUCGCGGUCGAGUCGCUGCACGCCGCAGUGUCCUCCCCGGACGCGAUCACGCAGCUCAUCGCGCAGGCGGACGAUCUGUGCGACAAGUACGCGGCGCAGUUUGAGCUCGACGCCGAGUGCGAGGCGGCGGUUGAGAAGUACGGGCCGUCGGCGCUGACCAAGGCGUCGGCGGUGCUCGCGGACCCCGCGCGCGUGUGCGCGGAGCUCGAGAUGUGCCCCGCGGAGAACCCCGCUGCGUCCGCCGCGAGGGCGAACCCUCUCAAGCCCGGCCGCGGCGGCGAGCUCGGCGAAGAACAACCCGGCGGGUUCAAGAUUAAAGCGCUCGGGGAUAAGUUCAAAGGCGCGCUCGGCGAAGCGAGAGCCAAGCUGAUGAAGAAGGGCGGCCCCGAGCGGAUGACGCGCUCGGUGUUGAAGAGCAGCGUCGCGCGGCGGAACAAGGCGAAGGCGGAGCGCGAGAAGACAUCCUUGGGGGCGAAGAGACGAUGAGCGAGAGAUGAGAAGAAAGAAACGCAUGGAGUGUGUGCGUUUUUUUAUGUGUGAGUACCUUGUACGACGACUGCUACGACCAAACAGACA